GGAGAUGGUCGAGUGCUUUGCCCACCUGGCGCAGGACCCCGCCUGCCGCGCCAUCGUGCUCUCAGGCGCCGGGAAGCUCUUCACUGCCGGCAUCGACCUGGCGGAGAUGGCCAGCGUGUUCAUGAUGGCGGAGGGGGACGACACGGCGCGGCGCGCCUGGCACCUGCGCAAGAAGAUCCGCGAGUACCAGGAGAGGGUCACUUGCCCCAAACCUGUGAUCGCAGCCGUGCACGGAGCCUGCAUCGGGGCAGGUGUUGACCUCAUCUCCGCCUGUGACAUCCGCUACUGCACCGAAGACGCCUGGUUUAAGAGCAAGGAAGUGGACAUUGGGCUGGCGGCCGACGUGGGCACCUUGCAGCGCCUGCCCCGCAUCAUGGGGAACCGCAGGUGAGACCGGG
Alligator sinensis (Chinese alligator) is the source of this 398-nucleotide messenger RNA. RefSeq names its product enoyl-CoA hydratase 1 (gene ECH1). The record is from RefSeq and is a predicted model, not a curated record. The transcript has 5 exons. Gene Ontology annotation, cellular component: mitochondrion. Gene Ontology annotation, molecular function: delta(3,5)-delta(2,4)-dienoyl-CoA isomerase activity. NCBI's taxonomy places the organism in Eukaryota, Metazoa, Chordata, Crocodylia, Alligatoridae. Bases 5 to 391 code for a protein of 128 amino acids.